ACUCAAACCAAACGUUACCAUUUUUUUUUUCCUCCCCUUUUCCCUCCCUCUUUUCCGGCGAACCAAACAGCGUGUAAAACACCCUGUAGCUCGAUUUCAGUACAAGUGGAAACAACGAGAAAGAAAGAAGGCGAAGUUUCCACUUUCAUGGCGUGUUUAAUCUCUUCCUUCAGCUUCUCAAUGCAUCUCUGUGCAUCCCAAAACCUAGAUAAGGAAUUUCUUCCAUGGAGAUCAGCUCUUGGAAGGUUUUCAAGAUCAGCAGCCAGCAAAACAGCAAUCAAGCUUCUUGCCCCGGACUGCUCAUACAGAGGUGAAUCUUCGGUAGAUAGGAGUUGUAAUCACCACAUAAUGAAACACUGCAGACAUUUUUAUGGAUCUGUUUCUCUUCAUUCUAAUGUAAGUUUUAGUACUCAAACUGUAAUAUCGGGUUUUUGGGAGGGGCCAGAUAUCGAAGAUGGCUGGGGUUUUGUAGACGCUUUUGUAAACCAAAUAGUUUGAUUAUUGAUAAUUCUUGAAUUGUUUUGCUUGGCUUCCUUUUA
Molecule: messenger RNA, 539 nt
Organism: Camellia sinensis
Lineage: Eukaryota; Viridiplantae; Streptophyta; Magnoliopsida; Ericales; Theaceae
Source: RefSeq, a predicted model, not a curated record